Messenger RNA from Sugiyamaella lignohabitans, 414 nucleotides. RefSeq names its product translation elongation factor eIF-5A (gene ANB1). Lineage: Eukaryota; Fungi; Ascomycota; Dipodascomycetes; Dipodascales; Trichomonascaceae. Gene Ontology annotation, biological process: positive regulation of translational termination; positive regulation of translational elongation. The transcript has a single exon. The coding region runs from base 1 to 414 and encodes 137 amino acids. The record is from RefSeq and is a predicted model, not a curated record. Gene Ontology annotation, molecular function: ribosome binding; RNA binding; translation elongation factor activity.
AUGCAAUGUUCCGCUCUCAGAAAGAACGGACACGUUGUCAUCAAGGGUCGUCCCUGUAAGAUUGUUGACAUGUCUACCUCCAAGACUGGUAAGCACGGUCACGCCAAGGUCCACUUGGUUGCCAUUGAUAUCUUCACCAACAAGAAGUUGGAAGAUUUGUCUCCCUCUACCCACAACAUGGAGGUCCCCAACGUCACCCGUACUGAGUACACCCUCGUUAACAUCGACGACGACUACCUCAACCUUUUGGACGCUGACAACAACUCCAAGGACGAUGUCAAGGUCCCCGAGGGUGAGCUUGGUCAAAAGAUCCAAGCCGACUUCGACGACGGAAAGGAUCUCCUUGUCACCAUCAUCUCUGCCAUGGGUGAGGAGGCUGCCAUCUCCUACAAGGAGGCCCCCAAGUCCGGUUAA